CCGAUUCAAAUAUCUUACAUAAGCGUUUGAUGUUUGAUGCAAUAAAAGUGUUUUUAAAAACAUUUGUCCCGUCGGAGGUUUAUCUAAAACGUGUCGACUGUCACCAAAUAGUAAAUACGCAGACAUUUGGUCGUUAUUUGAUGCCUGAAAAUGGUUGCUUUGCUAGCUCUCUUUUGAACAACACAGGUCCACUCUGUGUAAGCUGGAGUGGCUGCCAUGGGUGACACUUUGGAUUUCAAUGAGGUUUAUCAGGAGGUCAAAGGCUCCUGGAAUGAUGGGCGCCUGCGCUUCAGUAAGCAGACUGUGGUGUAUAAAAACAGUAAAACCGGGAAGGUGGACAGCAUUCCCGUCCCUGAACUCACUCAAGCCCAGUGGAGGAGAGUUUGUCUGGGUCAUGGCCUUAAACUGUCCACCAGCACUGGUCACAUCUACAAAUAUGAUGGCUUCAAAGAUACCGACUUUGAAAAGAUCUCAGAGUACUUCAAAGCCAACUACAAAGUGGAGCUGACAGAGAAAGAUAUGUGCGUGAAGGGCUGGAACUGGGGCACUGCGAAGUUUAGUGAACCGCUGCUUUCAUUCGAGGUAAAUGACAGCCCUGCAUUUGAGAUCCCACUUUCCAGUGUAUCCCAGUGUGCAACGGGAAAGAAUGAGGUCACAUUGGAGUUUCAUCAAAAUGAUGACACAGAGGUGUCCCUCAUGGAGGUGCGCUUCUAUGUCCCGCCCACCCCUGGAGACGAGGGUUCCGAUCCUGUAGAGGCAUUUGCUCAGAACGUUUUGUCCAAGGCAGAUGUGAUCCAGGCUACAGGAGAUGCCGUGUGUAUCUUCAGAGAGCUGCAGUGUCUCACACCAAGGGGCAGGUAUGAUAUCCGCAUUUAUCCAACAUUUCUCCAUCUGCACGGUAAAACGUUUGACUACAAGAUCCCAUACACUACAGUGCUCCGCCUCUUUCUUUUACCUCAUAAAGACCAGCGGCAGAUGUUCUUUGUGAUCAGUCUGGACCCGCCCAUUAAACAGGGUCAAACCCGUUAUCAUUUUCUUAUCCUCCUGUUCUCCAAGGAAGAGGACAUCAAUCUGACGCUUAACAUGAACGAGGAGGAGGUGGAGAAACGCUUUGAAGGGAAGCUUAAUAAAAACAUGUCUGGCUUUCUCUAUGAGAUGGUCAGUAGAGUCAUGAAGGCCCUGGUCAACAGGAAGAUCACCGUGCCUGGAAAUUUCCAAGGUCACUCAGGUGCUCAGUGCAUAACAUGUUCAUAUAAAGCCAGUUCUGGUCUGUUGUAUCCGCUGGAGAGAGGUUUCAUCUACGUGCACAAGCCUCCUGUACACCUGCGCUUUGAAGAGAUCGCCUGUGUGAACUUCGCCAGAGGAACCACCACCACCCGCUCCUUCGACUUUGAGAUCGAGACCAAGCAGGGCAAUCAGUACACCUUCAGCAGCAUCGAGAGAGAGGAAUAUGGAAAGCUUUUUGACUUUGUCAAUGCUAAGAAGCUAAGCAUUAAGAACAGAGGCUUUAAAGAGGGUAUCAAAGGCAAUGACAAUAUGUACAGUGACUCUGACGAAGACCAGCAUGAUGCCUACUUGGAGCGCAUGAAGGAGGAGGGCAAGAUCCGUGAGGAGGCCAACGGCAGCGAUAUCUCAGAGGGCGAGAGUGAUGAAUCUUUUAAUCCUGGAGAAGAAGAUGACGACAUUGCUGAAGAGUAUGACAGUAAGGCCUCUGCCAGUGAAAGCAGCGGCGAUGAAGGAGACAGCGAUGUAGACCGGAAGAAGAAACCAGCCAAGAAAGCAAAAUUUGUGAAAGAAAGACAACCACGCAAGAAAGUGAAAAAGGCAAAGGACAGCAACGCCCCAAAGAGACCAAUGAGCGCCUACAUGCUGUGGCUGAAUUCCAGUAGAGACCGCAUCAAAUCGGAGAACCCGGGCAUCUCUGUCACCGAAAUCUCUAAAAAGGCUGGAGAAAUGUGGAAACAACUCAGCAAAGAGAAGAAAGAGGAGUGGGAUGGAAAAUCAGAGGAAGCAAAGAAAGAGUACGAACGAGCGAUGAGAGAGUACAGGGAGAGCGGUGGAGGCUCCUCGGGCACCUCAAAAAGGGAGAGAAAGAGAAAAGGAAAGAAUGAAGAAAAGAGGAAGAAGUCUGGUGGCGGGAGAGAGAAAGAGAAAGAGCGAGCAACAGGCAACGACAGUUUUAAGAGUCGAGAGUUCAUAUCCAGUGAGGAGAGCUCAUCAGAGUCAGAGAGAGGCAAAAGACGCAAGCGCAAGGAGUCUGAUGAUGAAGAAGUGGCCAGCACACCACCGAGCUCUGAAGAGUCCGGCUCAGACUAAAGGACACAAAUGGUAGACCUAUGGAGGAACAAUCAUAUUUCAAUUCUUUCAUCUCUUUUAUUGUACAGUACAUGCUUUAAUGUACCUCUGAUACGGUAUGUUUUAGCAUCACUCUUCUAGAUCAUCAAGAUGUUGAGAAACUCUUGUGUAGUGUAUACACCGCACGUCUGGUCUCUGUAUGCUGUAUUGUCCUUUUUUAACUUCCUGUUUAUCUGUUUGGAUUAGGGCUGUCAAUAGAUUAAUUUGUUUUUAAUCGCGAUUAAUCGCACCCUUUUUGUGCGAUUAAUCGCACACGUAUAGUGAAAUUAAACAUACACUAUUUAUUUUGUUUAACAUGUUUAUUUUAGUGCUGUCAAUCGAUUAAAAAAAUUAACUAACUAAUCACACACAGCUUUUAUGUUUUUAAAUAUACUUUUGCGUUCUAAUAAUUUGACAUUUUAUCUCCAAAUUAAUGUAGAAACAACACAUUUCUUUAACAUCAUCUUUUUUUAAUGAAAGCCAACAUUCUAAUAUUGUUUGCUUUGCAACUGAUGUCUUUAUUAAAUAUAUAUUUAAAAAAUAUAUAUUUUCUACUAUUUUCACUACUCUUUGAAUUCAUUUAAGACUUUAUUUAACUCGAUUCUGACGUAGACUUUAGCUCAUGUGUACACCAGACGGGACCGCUGUCGCUUUGCGUUGAGCCGUGUUCCACAGCCAGAAGCUGUCAAUCUAUACUAGACAUGUCAAUACAACCAUUUCAAAUCUCGCCUAAAUAGUUUAAAGGCCUUUAUCUGAAUAAGAGCGUGAUUAUAUAAUGUAACGCUAGACAAUGAUGACAGAAAAAACGGAUGUUGCGUUAAUGGCGUUAAAUAUUUUUAACGCGUUAAUCUGAAAUGGAUAGCAUUACUGUACAUAACCACCACACUGCUCAAUUAUUCUUUAAUGUGAUUUUACGACCCCUUCUCCGUUUCAUGUGCGUAAGUAUAAAUGUGUGGUUUUUGAGAUAAAGAGCUUGUGGUUGUAACAAAAGCAGGGCAAUUUAAGCGUGGCAAAAAAACCUUUUCCGGCAAACCUAACAGACAGCCUAAAAACGCUGGUUAAUGGCGAAGUCUUGGAAAGUUAUUCAGUGGUAUAAAUUAAGGCCUUCUGUGUGUGGCAUAACAUAUAUUGUAAACAUAACAUUAUUUAUUGUUGAUCUUCUAAAGAAAGCAGACUGAUCCUUGUAACCUAAAAUCAGAAAUGUGUGCACAUACAUUGUGUUCUUUUAGCUUAAUUGGUAGAACAGUGCUGCAAAAAGGUCACGGGUCUGAACCCCAGAGAGGUCACGCGUGCAGAUAAAAUGUAUCUUGAAUGCACUGUAAGUCGUUUUGGAUACAAAUGUCUGCAAAAGGCAUACAUUUAAUGUAAAUAGUAUGUAUUUGGUGUGCGUUGCAAUUUCGUUGCCUUAUUUCAUCAUUGUGUAUUUGAAACUGAAAAUAAGAAUGCAUACUUUCAGUCUUUUAUGUAUUUCUCAGACAUACACAUAAAAUUACAUAAAUUACAUUAAAAAGUAUAUGCCUACUGGCAGAAAUAUGUCUAUUUGGCCAGUAUUUGUACACAAUCUUUUAAAACUAUAAUGAAGUAAUUCUGAGUAUUGGGUUGUAGUUGCAUUUACUCUUAAUGAUUGUCUAGCCUAUAUUAAAAUACAGUGACUAUUUUUAGUGUUAAAAAGCAAAAAUUGUGUAUUAAAAGUGUGUAAAUAAGUAUGAUAUUGGGCUGGUUUCCCGCACAGGGAUUAAGACUAGUCCUAGACUUAAAUAAAUGUUAGAGUUGUCUAAACUGAAAACAACUUGCACAGACAUUUCUUUAAAUACAUCAGUGCCAUUGUUUUGUCUAGAAAUGCACACAAGUAAUGCGUUUUUGUAAGUCAUGUUUGUAAAAACAACUUAAAUGUCCUAAUUUAACCAAGCCCUAGUCCUGACUGAAUCAAAUUCCCGUACAGGAAACCGCCCCAUUAAGUUCAAUUAAAGAAAACAAGUAUACUUAAAAACUACUGACAGUAUACUUCAAAGUGUACAUUCAUAAAGUAAAGAAUCAAGAAUGUUGCUAUUGAACUAGUAAAUGAUCAGUAUGCAUACACUUCAAUUUAUUGUAUUGCAGUACAAAUGACAAACUUAGUGGUAAACUUUCACUUGAAAGUCAGUAUACUUCUACAAUCUAAUAGUGGACCAAUUUAGUCCCAAAUAUCUAUAAAUGUACUACAAGUAUGCUAAUAAUGGUAUACUUACUACAUAAAGUAUACAUAAUAAUAUACUUGGGCUGUGUCUGAAAUUUCCCACUAUACCCUCAUUCACUAGUUCACUAAUAUAGUCCUCUUUAAGGAGCGGGUGAAAACGAGUGAGUAAAGUCGGACACUCGGUGCACUGGAAAUGCUGCGGGCACCAUCUUCUGCCGAUACGAUAGAUGGCUAGCAGCUAGCCAUGAGUGUACAUCGGUUGUACACUCGUUAUUAUGAUGCAUCAUGGGAUUGAAUGAGUGCACUCAAUAAUGUCCACUAUGAAUUCGGACACCACUAAAAAUGGAUGUCCCCUCAAAUAGUGCACUAUAUUAGGGUAUAGGGGGCUAUUUCGGACACUGAACCCUGAACUUUUCUUAAGUGUGCUUACAUUUUUUUAUUGCUACAUUUUUGCCUGCAUUUUUGCCAAUUAAAAAUAUGUUUCAAGGUAUUUCAUAUGCGUCAUCUCCCUUUUUUGUUUUGUCACCUCUUUUUUCUGGUAUGUCUGUCAUUUCUGCAUUUGCAUUAGUUCCUUUUUUGUGAAAGUCCCUCUGUUCGUAUCUGUUAUGGUUCUCUGUAUUUGUCUCAAUCGCGCCUCUCGGACCACUUUGCUGAUUAUUGCAUUUGAUGCAAUGAUGAUUUUGUUCACCAAUUUGUAUCGAGUCCCAUCCAUUUCUCUCUCCCGCUUUUUUGUACUUUGCAUCCUCGCUCCAUCUUGAGCUCCUGUUUCAAGACAAUCGAAUCAUCGUGAGACAUCUAACACUUAGCGCUUUCCUUGACUGAUAGAGAGCUGCAUAUACUGCAGUACUUGAGCAUAACCCCAGUCUGUCUCUUAUUUCAUUUGGUCUUCUGUCAUGCGUUACACUUAAGUUAAGCGUGUGUGUGGUUUUGUGGGGAAGCGAUUCCCAGCUGAUUUGUAGUUAUGAGAGAGAUAAUCACAAGCUUAAUGGUUGGUCAUGUGAAGAAAUGUUUCCUCUUAGUUGGUUAAUGUGGAUGCUUGUCUUAGCUCUGGUCGUGGAUCAAAAAGCUUUUGCCUAUGAACAUUUUUACUGGUGUGAUGUAUACAUAUAUACCGCCGAGAAAAAAUUAAGAGACCAUUCAAAAUGUUCAUGUAAUCAGUAUUUCUAGAUGUACUGUGGCCAUUUCGGUCCAGUGUCAAACCUUAGGAGAGACAUAAAGUCAUCCAACAGCAACGUGCAAGACUGGCAGCAGGACAAGACACAUGAAAACUGUCAUAAAAAUCGAGGUUAUCACAUAAAAAACAAUUGUAGAAAUUUUCCUAAAUACAUGUAGAAAUAUUACUGUGGUAUUGCUUAAAAGUGA
Messenger RNA from Triplophysa rosa, 5872 nucleotides. It is a transcript of the gene ssrp1b, whose product is annotated as structure specific recognition protein 1b. The record is from RefSeq and is a predicted model, not a curated record. The transcript is spliced from 18 exons. Lineage: Eukaryota; Metazoa; Chordata; Actinopteri; Cypriniformes; Nemacheilidae. Gene Ontology annotation, molecular function: histone binding; nucleosome binding; DNA binding. Bases 217 to 2316 code for a protein of 699 amino acids. Gene Ontology annotation, cellular component: FACT complex; nucleus.